AUGAAGCACCUCGCAGCUUACCUUCUUCUCGGCCUCGGAGGCAACACCUCCCCCUCUGCCGCCGAUGUCAAGGCCGUUCUCGAGUCCGUUGGCAUUGAGGCCGACGACGAGCGCCUCAACACCCUGAUCUCCGAGCUCGAGGGCAAGGACAUCCAGGAGCUCAUUGCCGAGGGCUCUGAGAAGCUCGCUUCCGUUCCCUCCGGCGGUGCUGGUGGUGCCGCCGCUGGUGGUGCUGCUGCCGCUGGCGGUGCCGCUGAGGAGGCCAAGGAGGAGGAGAAGGAGGAGGAGAAGGAGGAGUCCGACGAGGAUAUGGGCUUCGGUCUCUUCGACUAA
Messenger RNA from Fusarium musae, 333 nucleotides. RefSeq names its product 60s acidic ribosomal protein P2. The transcript is spliced from 2 exons. Gene Ontology annotation, cellular component: ribosome; cytosolic large ribosomal subunit. Gene Ontology annotation, biological process: cytoplasmic translational elongation; translation. NCBI's taxonomy places the organism in Eukaryota, Fungi, Ascomycota, Sordariomycetes, Hypocreales, Nectriaceae. Gene Ontology annotation, molecular function: structural constituent of ribosome. Bases 1 to 333 code for a protein of 110 amino acids. The record is from RefSeq and is a predicted model, not a curated record.